This is a messenger RNA of Dendronephthya gigantea, 1404 nucleotides long. Its product is annotated as trace amine-associated receptor 6-like. Gene Ontology annotation, molecular function: G protein-coupled receptor activity. Lineage: Eukaryota; Metazoa; Cnidaria; Anthozoa; Malacalcyonacea; Nephtheidae. The record is from RefSeq and is a predicted model, not a curated record. The transcript has 2 exons. The coding region runs from base 1 to 1404 and encodes 467 amino acids. Gene Ontology annotation, cellular component: membrane. Gene Ontology annotation, biological process: G protein-coupled receptor signaling pathway.
AUGAAAAUUGAUUUGACAUUCAAACUUCGCGUUUUGUUCGCAAAGUCGUCAAAUAAGACGGGCCAUGAUGGAGUAAGGAAAGCGAUACAUCAAUCUUUCUUCAAAUUAUAUCAUAUGAGCAAAGAAACAAAGCAGAAUUUUGGUGAGGUAUUUGGUCACUUCGCAACUGAACGCCUCAGCGAGCUCAAUUUGGGAGAGAAGGAAUACAAUUUGCAUACCAAUAUUCGAAAUCAUUCGAAACCACCGAAACAUGCCGGAAAAAGGCCAAAAUCCAAACUUACGAAAGUUCGUAUCACCUAUUAUUCGAAUGCUACCGCUACUAGACAAAUUCGACUAAUUCGUGCGGGGGAUGUAGAACAAAACCCAGGGCCAAGCUUGCAAGUGGGGUCCCCCUUUCAGGAAGCAACUGUCUACUCACAGGCAGCAAUAAUGCUAAUUAUCACGAUCUUCGCAACCUUGGGAAACAGUUUAGUCUUGAUUGCCACCUGGAAGGAGAAAAGCCUUCAUGAGCCACGCAAAUAUUUCGUUGCUUGCCUGGCUGUUGCUGAUCUUUCACUCGGUUUGUUCGUGGCUCCGAUUCUGUCGUGUCAGAUUUUUAAUGAAAUAGAGAAGAAUCCAGCAAUGAACUCUAUUCAUCUUUGCCGUUUUCUCAUUUGGGUCGAUGCAUUUUCGGCGACGGCAUCUAUUUACAUACUAACGUUCAUCAGUUUCGACCAAUAUCUAAAAGUCAGCAGGCCACUUCAGUACCGAAUAAGAAUGACAAAUUCAAAGUCAAGAAACAUCAUCAGAACCAUCUGGUUCAUUGCAGCAACUUAUGCGACAUUACAUAUGUUUCCCUACGAAGAUGACUUGGGUAUCAUAUUAGAACCCGAAUGUGGGUUUAGAAAUAAGGGUUUUCAUACAUUCAUCGCGGUUAGUGCGUUUUUUGUUCCAACCAUAAUCAUAUUGGUCAUGCAAUCUCUCAUUUUUUUGGUUGCACACAAUCGACGCAAGAGGAUGCGAAAUGGUGAACUGGGCCAGAUUUACAGCAAAGAUAGAGGGGAGCGAAAAGAUUUUUAUAAAGAUCUUCAAGUCAUCCGCAUGUUGUUAGUUGUUGUGGUUGCAUUUAUAAUUUGUUGGGGUCCCCUUUUUUCAACGUUGAUGAUAUCUUAUUAUUCCCCGUCAGUUUAUAAUAAUUAUUGCAAUGUACAUGUUUGCUUCAUUAUUUUUCGAAUAACACGUACACUUCCGAUAUUUAACUCCUUUUUAAACCCAAUCAUAUAUGCGUGUCUUGAUAUAACGUACAAGAAAGCUUUCAAAAGCCUGCUUCGGAGGAUAUGUCAACCAUGCUCAAAAAAAAAUCAGAACCACGAAACCUUCGAAAUGAUUUAUCCUCGGAAAUUGAAUACCCCGGAAGACAGUUGA